AUGAGCGCACCACCACUGCCAACGGCCGCCGACGGUUACAUCGACACCACUGCACCAAUCGCCACACUCUCCCAACGGAUAUGGGACAUCGACGAGGGCCUCUCUGACAUCGAGUCGAUCGACGGCGACUCUGACUUUUCGGAAUUCUCCACCACUUCCUCGACAUCAACCAGGGACAUCGAGCGUGAAUGGAACGAGAACCUGGAGCAGGGUCGACAGCUCUUUGCCAUCGUCAUCUUUCCCUUCGUCGGCCGCUGGCUCGGCAAGAAAGUAUCCUACUGGAUUUGGACAGCCUUCCUAAAACACCACUACAAGAUCCGCGCAAUAGGUGCCUGA
Molecule: messenger RNA, 336 nt
Organism: Gamsiella multidivaricata
Lineage: Eukaryota; Fungi; Mortierellomycota; Mortierellomycetes; Mortierellales; Mortierellaceae
Exons: 2
Coding region: 1-336 (111 amino acids)
Biological process (GO): protein insertion into mitochondrial outer membrane; mitochondrial outer membrane translocase complex assembly
Cellular component (GO): mitochondrial outer membrane
Source: RefSeq, a predicted model, not a curated record